Punica granatum (pomegranate) is the source of this 309-nucleotide messenger RNA. Lineage: Eukaryota; Viridiplantae; Streptophyta; Magnoliopsida; Myrtales; Lythraceae. The record is from RefSeq and is a predicted model, not a curated record.
AUGAUAUACCAAACUGAGGGUGAAAAACAAGAAAAGGCCAGGAGGGAUGCCUCGGAGAUGCUGACCAUCCCAGAGGAACAUGGACUCAACGGGAAGAAGAAAUUCUUUGGAGGGGACAAUAUCAAUAUUGUGGAUAUUGCCUUCGGGUGGAUUGCCCACUGGAUGGGAGUCAUUGAAGAGAUAACAGGAGUGAAGCUAAUUGAGGACAAUAAGUUCCCUCUCUUGAAAGCUUGGAUGCACAAUUUCAAGGAAGUGUCGUUUAUCAAUGAGAAUCUACCUAAUAGAGAAAAGAUGGUUGCUUUCUUCUGA